AAAUGCAUACAAAAUGUUUAACUCAAAAAGCAAACAACCUCCGUGCAAAUCAUAUCAUAUGCAUGGCUUAAAGGGUUUUGCCUUCACCUCCCCGAUCGCUAGAGUUACUGUGCUCGUCUCCAUCUUCCCGUCACAGUCACAUCUCGUCCGUACACGUGGACCCACAUCCUCCUUAAGCUCACUAGCUGAUUGAUUCGUCUUACCUUUGGCCGUUUCGUCUCUCUCUCUCUCGUUUAAUUACUUGUAUCGUCGACUCUAGUGAUACUCUCGCUUCUCUGUUACAAGAUUGAGAGAGAAGAUAAAGAGGCAUAGCUCGUUUCAUAUCUUCUUCCUUCGACGCUGGAUUCAUAAGGGCAUGAUAUUUUGGUUAAGAUUUGAAUCAAUCUGGAGCAAUGUCGACUUUUAAUCUGAGUGUAGAUGUGAAUCAGAAUGGGAAUGUCAAGAAUGUUGAUUCUUUAUCUACAUUGGACGAUAUCGAUGACAUUGAUUUCGCCAAGUUGCUAGAGAAGCCAAGGCCGUUGAAUAUUGAUAGACUGAGAUCACUUGACGAAAGGUCUCUUCAUGAAUUAACUGGUUCACCACAGCUUAGAAAUGCGGAUAAUGCUUCUCGGGCCCCUGAUCACGCUGAUUAUGUGAUUUCACCAAGCGUGGGUAGGAGGUCUGGAUUCAAUACUCCUAGGUCACAGCCUGGAUUUGAGUCUCAUCCUAUGGUUGGUGAGGCCUGGGAUGCUUUGAGGCGCUCAAUGGUAUACUUCCGUGGACAACCUGUUGGGACUAUUGCUGCUGUGGAUAAUUCUGAAGAAAAACUCAACUAUGAUCAGGUGUUCGUGAGAGAUUUUGUACCAAGUGCUUUAGCAUUCUUGAUGAAUGGAGAGCCAGAUAUAGUUAAAAACUUCCUUUUAAAGACUCUUCGUCUUCAAUCGUGGGAGAAAAAGAUUGAUAGAUUCCAGCUUGGUGAGGGAGUUAUGCCUGCUAGCUUCAAGGUUUUCCAUGAUCCUGUUAGAAACCACGAAACGCUGAUAGCUGAUUUUGGCGAGAGUGCAAUUGGAAGAGUAGCGCCGGUUGAUUCAGGAUUCUGGUGGAUUAUACUGCUCAGAGCCUACACAAAAUCUACAGGGGACUCUUCUCUUGCUGACAUGCCUGAAUGCCAGAAGGGUAUCCGGCUGAUACUAAGCCUGUGUCUGUCUGAGGGAUUUGAUACCUUUCCCACUCUCUUAUGCGCUGAUGGUUGCUGUAUGAUUGAUCGUAGGAUGGGAGUUUAUGGUUACCCGAUAGAGAUUCAAGCCCUUUUCUUUAUGGCCUUAAGGUGUGCCUUGCUCCUGCUUAAACAUGACGGAGAAGGUAAGGAAAUGGUGGAACAGAUAGUUAAGCGACUUCAUGCAUUGAGCUACCACAUGAGGAGCUACUUUUGGCUAGACUUGAAGCAGCUUAAUGACAUUUACCGAUAUAAGACAGAGGAAUACUCUCACACUGCUGUCAACAAGUUCAACGUAAUCCCUGAUUCUCUUCCAGAAUGGGUUUUCGACUUUAUGCCGCCUCAUGGAGGUUUUUUUAUUGGCAAUGUUAGCCCUGCAAGAAUGGAUUUCCGUUGGUUUGCUUUGGGUAAUUGUAUAGCAAUAUUGUCUUCCUUGGCUACUCCCGAACAGUCAACAGCAAUUAUGGAUCUCAUAGAAUCUCGCUGGGAAGAGUUGGUUGGAGAAAUGCCACUGAAAGUUUGCUAUCCCGCAAUAGAAAGCCACGAAUGGAGAAUAGUAACUGGUUGUGACCCCAAAAACACUCGAUGGAGCUACCACAAUGGAGGAUCCUGGCCAGUGCUGCUAUGGCUUCUGACGGCUGCUUGUAUCAAAACUGGUCGACCUCAAAUAGCAAGACGAGCAAUUGAAGUAGCAGAGGCUAGGCUCCAUAAGGACCAUUGGCCUGAAUACUAUGAUGGAAAGGUAGGGAGAUACGUGGGGAAACAGUCGCGUAAAAACCAGACUUGGUCAAUCGCCGGAUACUUAGUAGCCAAGAUGAUGCUGGAAGAUCCGUCACAUGUUGGUAUGGUUUGUCUUGAGGAAGACAAACAGAUGAAGCCCGUUAUGAGAAGAUCCAACUCCUGGACUUGUUGAAAACGUUAGAAAGAGAUGAGCUAAGAAGAACCUUCUUCGUGAUUCCUGGUUUUUAAUGCUGAUAACGACUCUUUCUUCGUUUUUCAGUUGCACAUUUUACGUUGUUUGCUUUGUGAAAUAUUUUUUAGACUAUGAAAAAGAUUUAAGCAUCGUAAAAAAUAUUUCGUAUGUUUAGCUU
Molecule: messenger RNA, 2286 nt
Organism: Arabidopsis lyrata subsp. lyrata
Lineage: Eukaryota; Viridiplantae; Streptophyta; Magnoliopsida; Brassicales; Brassicaceae
Product: probable alkaline/neutral invertase B
Exons: 5
Coding region: 393-2108 (571 amino acids)
Biological process (GO): sucrose catabolic process
Molecular function (GO): endo-alpha-N-acetylgalactosaminidase activity; sucrose alpha-glucosidase activity
Source: RefSeq, a predicted model, not a curated record